AUGACAGGCGCAACCGCAACUAUGGUGGUCAAAGCUACCCCUGCUGAUCGUGCACUAUUCGCAACGACGGCGCGACUUAUAUCGUGUCUUGUAACCGAAUCGGUCGUCCGUGCUUUGUAUUACACUCUGGAUGGGUUCGAAGCCAGUGGUGUCGCGGUUGUUCUGUGUAACGCAAUGUCUACGAUCGACGUGAACUACGGAUCCAACGACAUCCUUUGUGUCAUUCCGCUUCAGCACGUCCCAGUCUUCAAACACGAUGGCGCCGAUCCUAGGGCCCCCGAGAUCGGAUUGCUCGAUCCCCUAGACAUGCUGCCACUGGUAUUCGAGCCAAUCGAGGCCACCGAGGCUUCGAAUGCAGCGGAGCACACUGAUUUAUGUGCCGCCAUUAUUAAAGCCUUACCUUCCCCUGGUUGGGCUCUUCCAAAAUCUUUCAAACUCGUAGAAUUCAAAGGACCUCUGUCGAUCUGGCAUCGAUACGCUGCAAACGCCCGAAUUGCAACCGAUCUCUCUGAAAGCAUAGCAGAGGAGUUCGAAAGUGCAGUGAAAUGGCAGACGUAUUCGUACGAACAUCCCCCGGCUGCUGCUCUGUUCUCCUCCCCGAGUAUUGACUGGGAGCAGUCCAUCGUAGAAGGACACCCUACGCAUCCCAUGCAUAAAACGCGCCGCUUCUUGCCCCCGAUAACCGAUUUCCAGCCUGGUGAAUACGACUUGUAUCACCCGAAGUUGCGAUUUGUGGCCUUGCCAAAAGACGACCUCAAAAUCACCCACGACUUUGAGGGCCUAACGGCACCCGUCCGUGAGGCAGCGUCUGCGAAUGCAAACAAACCGUUGGUUGUCCCUGAAGGGUUCCUCGCCAUUCCAGUCCACGAGUUACAGGUCGCGCACAUUCAAGACAAGUUCAAAGAUGCGGUGAUCUAUCCCCCUGAGUUUUACGUGUCUGCCCUCGCCCAACAAAGUAUUCGGUCGGUCAUCGUUCCUGAGGCGUACAAGGAGUUGUCGCUGAAGCUUGGAGUGGGCAUCAAGCUUACUUCGGCUGUGCGGACGAUUUCGCCGGCUUCAGCAUAUCUUGGCCCCCGUUUCUCAGAGCAAGUCGUACCAGCGCUGACUAUGGAUUGGAACAUUGUCACUGUCGCCAAAGAGCUGGCUAGCGUUGUUCAUGCCCAUCCAGAUGGAGAAAUAGCCAAACACUGCUCUGCCAUCGUUCGGCAAUGCUACGAGAACACCAGCGAAGAGCGAAACGAACGACUCAUUGUUUGCACCUCCCUGGUGGAGAGCGGCCAUGCAGGAUCUGAUGGAGAUGUUCCCGCUGUAAUCCGCAUCUUCGACUUAGACACCGAAGACAAGAGAGCCGACUGGUUGGACAAAUUUGUCAAACUUUUCUUCGAGGCUUUCCUUCCUUCUGUCAUUCAUGACGGCGUAGCGUUUGAAUGCCAUCCCCAGAACUGUGUGGCUAGGUUUGAUUUGGACACCAAAGAACUGCGCGGGUUCAUCAUUCGUGACUUCGGCGGCCUUCGUAUUCAUCCAGAGACCCUCAAGGCAUCUACUGGCGUCGACGUGGAUUUCGUGGAGGGGCACUCGAUCAUCGCAGAGGACCUCGACGACGUCUAUACUCGGAUGUACCACACUGUCAUCCACAACCACCUCCAGCAGCUCAUCCGCGUGCUUGGUCUCCACUACAACGGCCGUGGUUGGCGGAUUGUACGGAAACACCUGCAUGCGAUCAUCCCGCAUGAUCAUGGUCUUUACGUAUCCUGGCUUUCACCAGAGAACAAAACGUUCCCCGGCAAGUGCUUCAUGAGAAUGCGGAUGCAGGGGAUGUAUCGAUUCCACUUACAUGGGCCCUUCCCUAAUCUAAUUCACUACCGAGGGGUCUCCAUGGAGGACGAUCCAAUAGAUGCUUAA
Molecule: messenger RNA, 1902 nt
Organism: Pleurotus ostreatus (oyster mushroom)
Lineage: Eukaryota; Fungi; Basidiomycota; Agaricomycetes; Agaricales; Pleurotaceae
Exons: 7
Coding region: 1-1902 (633 amino acids)
Biological process (GO): siderophore biosynthetic process
Source: RefSeq, a predicted model, not a curated record